GUGGAGACCAGGUCACAGUCGACGGAGUGUCGUGGACAGAGCAUCGAGGAAGCUUGAAACUGGAGGGAAGGAGGACGAAGCUUGCGAACUGAGAGCACAACGCAAGCAUAGAUUGUGUUCUGUAGUUUUUCAAUUUGAAUUCUCGCCACGAUGCAGGCAGAUACGCCCCCGAAUCAGACGAUCUACAUCAACAAUCUCAAUGAAAAGAUUAAGAAAGAAGAAUUGAAGAAGAGUCUGUAUGCCGUCUUUUCUCAGUUUGGGAAAAUUCUAGACAUUGUCGCAUGCAAAACUCUUAAGCUGCGAGGCCAAGCUUGGGUUGUUUUUGACGAUGUUACAGCUGCCACAAAUGCCUUGCGUCAAAUGCAGGGCUUCCCCUUUUACGACAAGCCAAUGAGAAUCCAAUACGCUAAGUCUAAGUCAGAUGCUGUAUCAAAGGCAGAUGGAACUUUUGUGUCCAGAGAAAAGAGGAAGAAGAACGACGAGAAAGCUGAACGGAAGAGACGUGAACACCAAGCCGAAGCCCCAGCGGCUGGACCACCAGCUUCGGCGUACCCACCACCCUAUGGAGCACCUCCUCCUGUUGCACCCACUCCUCAGUUUCCGCCAAGGCCAGCAGCUCAGGAACCUCCUGCUCCUCCCAACAACAUCCUUUUCGCACAGAAUCUGCCGCGGGAGGCUAAUAACCUUAUGAUUGAGAUGUUGUUCCAGCAGUUCCCAGGUUUCAAAGAAGUACGAAUGAUAGAAGCCAAGCCAGGAAUUGCCUUCAUUGAAUUUGGCGAUGAAAUGCAGGCUUCUGUUGCACUUCAAGCUCUUCACAACUUCAAGAUAACUCCAACUAAUCCCAUGCAGAUUUCAUACGCUAAGAAGUAGUCUUCCUACCGCAGCUCUUCAAUCCCUCCUGCUGGUACCCUCACCCUAUUAUGUUUUGAGUUUCGCUACCUGAUAGAAUUGCGAACAUCUGCUUCUCAGGAACGCACACCCCAGGGAUCCCACAUACUAGUGUAGAGAAAAAAGGUUAUGUGAUGGUCCAGGGGUUUCCUGCAUACCAAAUCUUUUUCAAUUGCGUCCUCUAGUAUUCCAGGAGUGAGCAGGUUCAUAUCUUGUGGAGGUGCUCCUGUUAAGCAUUCGCUCUCGAGACUCUAUGGAUUCAGAUCAACCUGUUUUCUCAAUUUUGAUCAAAGCAACCCGUUUGUAUUAUAUCCU
Molecule: messenger RNA, 1203 nt
Organism: Marchantia polymorpha subsp. ruderalis
Lineage: Eukaryota; Viridiplantae; Streptophyta; Marchantiopsida; Marchantiales; Marchantiaceae
Source: the annotation of a GenBank genome assembly